Molecule: messenger RNA, 1839 nt
Organism: Caenorhabditis remanei
Lineage: Eukaryota; Metazoa; Nematoda; Chromadorea; Rhabditida; Rhabditidae
Exons: 11
Coding region: 1-1839 (612 amino acids)
Molecular function (GO): O-methyltransferase activity; S-adenosylmethionine-dependent methyltransferase activity
Source: RefSeq, a predicted model, not a curated record
AUGUUUGAGACCCUAAAACAGACCGCGUUUCAUGAGAAAAUGGAUUUCAACGAACCAGACAGCCAGUACUCGUUUCUAGAAUUUGGAAAAGAUUUGUUCAAUAACAUUGGACAAUAUCUAACAUCUGCAAUCGGAAAUGACGAUAAAAUGAAAAUUGCGUCUAAUUUGAGAGAGCUGUUCAACUUAACUACAACUACUGAGGCCCCAAAGACUCCAAAAAGAUUUCGACCAAAAAUUAUCCCAGUCGACAAGCCGGAAUCAACAACACUUCCCACACCACGACCGCUUCCAACUGUCUUCACGUUUCCUUACACAACACCACAUUUCACAACAAGUACUCCACCUCCAGAAAUAACAACGACUUAUGAUCCCCGACCUCGAUUUCGUUACACAACUACUACUGAACCAACAAUAAUCAAGUUUGUAAAAACAACAAAAGCUCCAAUCACGACUACAGAAGAGGAUUCGACUACUGAAGACGAUAUCAUCAGAUUCACAACAACUGAAAGAGUGCGAUUUGCCACAUUUUCUCCGAACAUCCCAAAGACUACAACUACUAUCGUCUAUACCACCACAACUGCUCCGACCACCACUAGAACACCAACUACCACAACUACUACGACGACCAGUACCACUACACCAUCUACGACUACUACAACUAUGCCCACAACUACAACAACACAAUUCACAACAACUCACCCGGUAACCGAGCCGCCAAAGUUAUUCACAAAACCUCAGUAUCAAAUUUGGCCUACCACAACUCGUCCAUUCGUGCAAACACCAGAGACAUUGAUAAGCUCAACCGAACAUUUUAUCCGGCCAUCAUCUAUUAUUCGAAACAACAUUUGGAAAAAAGUGACACCAUCUGUGACUCCCGAAUACACAACAUCAGUAUUUUGGACCACACCAAUGCCAGUACCCACUGACCUUCCGAUUCCGGAAGAACCAUUCACAACUACCAUGACAAAUCCAACACCGCCUAGUGAAUCCCAACUAGUAUUCAGCUCAACGGCCGGAAUCCCAUUUAUAAUCAAAGCAAAAAAGUUCACACGACCACCAAUUAUGGAGAAAAUCGCAGUGACUUCCACUCCGCAAGUUCACAAGUAUGAUACGUGUGUACCCGAUCAGAGGUGCUCCAUCAAACUGAAAAGCUUUGAAACUUCUGACCCACUGUUCCAGUAUUGUUACAGUCACUCUACAAUGAUAGACAACUCAAUUCAAGAUCUUCUCAGAGACACUCAAACAGCGACAUCCCUACCUCAACACAUUUCUUGGCACAGUUCAGUGACUCCAGAAGUUGUUCAGUUAGUGCAAACUCUAAUGUCACUUUAUAGGCCUAGUCGAUGUCUUGUGAUUGGAGUGUUCACUGGCCUGGGAUUACUUGGAGUUGCAGAAAGAGUCGAUUCUCGUGGAAUAGUUGUUGCUCUUGAGCAUCCUGCAUAUGCGGUGUUUUGGGAUAAAAUUGGACAGAAACAUGCAAGGAAACUGACAGCUACUCAGAUGUCCAGAAUCCAAAUGAGAACAUCUGAGAGUAUAGAAAAAUCACUUCCAAGACUUGCGACCAAUGAACCUAACACAUUUGACUUUGUAUUCCUUGAUGACUUCAAAAGAGAAAACUAUCUCGAUGACUACGAACACGCAAUCCGAUUAAUCCGCAGCGGAGGGUUAUUAGUUAUCAAUCAGGCUCUAAACGGCGGCGGUGUGAUGUCUUCAAUUGAUUAUAUGACUAAUGAUGACAGAGUUAUUCGAAAUAUGAACAUUCGCAUCAAACAGGACCCUAGGGUAUCAGCUUCACUUCUACCGUAUGGCGGCGGAACUUGGAUUGUCACUAAAAAUUAG